GGCCCCGCCCGGACGGGACAGAUGCGGGGUGGCGCGAGGCCAUGGCCGAGCCGCGGGACGAGGCGGCCCUCGCCAAGCUGCUUGUGCGGCUGCAGCACGUGCGGGACGGGCAGCGCCUGGACACACUCGUGCAGACGCUGCAGGACCUGCUGGCGCUGGCAGUGCUGCCCAACGCCCCCGCGCUCUUCUGCGGCCGCGCCGCCCACGUGCCGCUGCUGCUGGUGCUGGACUCCUAUGCGAACGCCGCCUGGCUGCAGCAGGUGGGUUGGUCACUUCUUUGUAAAUUAAUAGAAGUUUGUCCAGCCACUCUGCCAAACAUAGUGCCUCACGAUGUCGGGAAGGAUUGGGAAGUACUUGGUGUUCAUCAACAGAUUCUCAAAAUGCUCACAAUCCACAAAAGAAAUGAGAACCUCUCAACAACAGGACUGAAAGUCUUAAAUUUACUCCUUACUUCAGAUGCAAUUACAUUUUUGCUCUUGGAGGAAGAGACAGAUGUAUUUUUGUUAGUAUUGGAUGCUAUGAACAUCUUUCCUAAAAAUGAAGAAAUCCAGCAAUAUGGUUGUAAAGCUUUGCACAGACUUUUUGAGAAAGUUCCAGAAGAGCAACUGACUGAAUUUGUGGAAAGCAAAGAUCAUAUGGUCAUAUUGAAUGUAUUAAAACAGUUUCAAGAAAAAGAAGAUUUAAUACUUCUGGCACUUUAUUCUUUACAUUCCUUAGCUGGUCCAUCUAGCAAUGUUGAAGUGCUCAUGUCUGGAAAUGUUCGAUGUUACAAUAUCAUUGUUGAAAUAAUGAAAAGGUUCCCCAACAGUGAACCAAUUCAGGAAGUGAGCUGCUGUUUGUUCCACAAACUUACAUUAGGAAACUUUUUCAAUAUUUUGGUUUUAAAUGAAGUACAUGAAGUCAUUGUGAGUGCUGUUAUAAGAUACUCGGCAAAUGCAAAACUACAAGCUGCAGCUCUUGGUUGUUUAGCUCUUCUCACUGAAACAAUAUUUUUAAAUCAAGACUUAGAGGAGAGAAAAGAGGAGGAGGAAGAAGAAAAAAUAUGUUGGUUGGAAGCGUGCUACAAUGCAUUAAAAUUACACCGAAGAAACAUAGAAGUACAGGAGGCUGCAUGUUGGGCUUUGAAUAAUCUGUUUAUGUAUCAGUGUAAACUUCAUGAGAAGAUUGGAGAUGAAGAUAAACAGUACCCAGCACACAGAGAAGUGAUGCUAGCUAUGCUGAUGCAUUCCACAUCAAAAGAAGUGUUUCAGGCAGCUGCUAAUACAUUGGCAACUUUAUCCAAGCAAAAUGUUAGUAUUAGGAAGGUUCUUUUGGCAAAAGGAAUACACAUGAAUGUUUUGAACAUAAUGAAGAAACAUUCGCACGCUCCUGAAGUUGCUGAGAGUGCCUGCAAAAUGCUGAAUCAUGUUUUUGAAGGAAGUUUCCUCCAUCUGGAUGUAAUGACAGUUACUGCAUCAGAAGUUGUAAAAGCUAUGAGGAAACACGAAAAGUUGCCAUCUGUUCAGCUGGAGGCAUUUCGAGUCCUUUUACAUUUUAUGGUCACUGGUACAGUGCAAGAACAGCCAAACACUCCAUUCAGAGCUGUGGAAGGUACUGACCUGGAUCUUACGUUAAAAGUAAUUAAAAACCAGUGUUUGCUGGAAGGGACUCACACACUGGUGCUUGAUGCUUUGAACAGGUUUAUUGGGAAUCCUGCUAUUCAGAGAUGUGGACUAAAAAUACUUUCAUCUAUAGCAGAAUGCUCUGGUGCAUUAGAAAUUUUAUCCCAGCAAGGUGCUACAGAUACUAUACUUCACACGCUACAGAUGUAUCCAGAUGAUCAAGAAAUACAGUGUUUGGGUUUGAGUCUUCUAGGAUCUUUGAUUACAAGAAAGAGUUUGUGUAUCGCUACUAUGCACGUGCUGGCAACAGUUUUGGUUUCUACUUUACGGAGGUUUAAUGAAGUCACUGAAAUACAGAUGCACGGUUUUCGCACAGUCUUGACAAUACUUGACUUGUCACCUUGUUUUGCUAAGCUGCUGAUACAUGAAUCAUUUGACACAGUAAUUUUCUAUCAGAUGUCCAUGUUUUUCACUGAACAGAGAAAUCAACAGUGUCAAAGCCUGUGUUGUAAAUGCUUUGCCAAAAUAGCUGACAAUGAUGAUAUUAAAAACGUGAUGCUGGAGAAAGCAUGCGCUGAGUGCAAUAGCAUUAUGGCCGAAUGUUUACUUUUACUGGGUGCUGAUGCUAAUAAGAAGACAAAGACAAACUCUUUAAUUUAUCAGGUUUGUGAGAAAGGAAGCAAUUCUAAAUUGGUUGAGCUCUUACUCAAUAGUGGUGCUCGAGAGCAAGAUGUCCGGAGUGCUUUGACAAUCAGCAUAAAAAAAGGUGAUAGCCAAAUCAUCAGCUUGCUCUUAAGGAAGCUUAGCCUGGAUGUAGCGAAUAGCAGUAUCUGUCUUGGAGGAUAUGGCAUUGGGAAAAUUGAGCCUUCCUGGCUGAUUCCUUUGUUCCCGGAUAAACCUGCUCCUUUAAGAAAACAAACAAAUGUAGGUUCUGCAUUGGCACGAAUGGUACUCAUAUACCAAAUGAAGAGUUUUUCAGAGUACAAAUCAAGAUCCUGUUCUGAUGUGACUUCCUGUGAUGAUCCACUGGAUAAAUCUUACGAUUGGACCUUCCUUCCUGACCCAUUAGUGGACAAUGUUUUUCACUUGAGUGAUGAUCUUGAUAGUGAAGAGAGUGAAAGUUCAUUUCAUAUGAAAAAGAAAUCCAAUUCCAUUGCGGUUGCUGACCUGUACAGAGAUACAGCCUUACAAAGAUAUUCUCCUACUUUGCAAAGACAUUCUAACUCUGUGGGGCCUGGUUCAGACUAUGAACCACACAUGAAGCAAAGGAGGACACUACUCUCUUCAGAAGAAUCUCUCAAAGGCAUAUCAAAACUCUCAACAUCUGCAAGGCAAUCAGAUAGUCUUUCUUCACUGAGCUUGGAAAAAGAAUGCAUUAAGUCACUAGACCUUUCAUCAAAUGAGCUGGAGAACAUUGAUGCUAUCAGUCAGAAUGGCUGCUUAACCAGUCAUUUGGAACAUCUCGAGAAACUAGAGUUGCACCAAAACACACUAUCAAGCAUUCCAGAACAACUGUGUGAAACUUUGAAAUGUUUGACUUGCUUGGAUUUACACAGUAACCGAUUUACAUCUUUUCCUACUUACUUACUGAAAAUGAAUUGUAUCGCAAACCUCGAUAUCUCUCGAAAUGACAUUGGCCCUUUCAUAACUUUGGACCCAAAUAUCAAAUGCCCAUCUCUAAAGCAGUUUAAUUUAUCAUAUAAUCAGCUAUCGUCCAUUCCUGAAUUUCUUGCAGAUGUUUUAGAAAAACUGGAACAGCUAAUAAUGGAAGGAAACAAUAUUUCAAGUAUAUGUUCACCCAUAUGCCUGAAGGAACUGAAAGUUUUAAACAUUUCUAAAAACAAUAUUUCAUCCCUUGCUGAACAUUUUAUCAAGGACUGUACAAAACUGGAGAUAUUCAGUGCCAGAAUGAAUUUACUUGAUACCAUACCUGAUUUAUCAUCUGGCAUAACAAGUUUGAAUUUAUCUCAAAAUCAUUUUAUUGAUAUUCCGGGUGCAAUUCUUCUUCUUCCACAUUUGCGGUCAGUAGAUUUAAGUAACAAUAAAAUCAUAAACCUACCUGGACCUGUGCAUUGGAAAUCCUUAAACUUAAGGGAACUCUUGUUUAAUCACAAUCAGAUAAGCAUCUUGGACUUGAAUGAAAAAUCAUGCGUGUGGUCUAGACUAGAAAAACUACACCUGUCCCAUAACAGGCUAACAGAGAUCCCUCCUCAGAUUGGCUUCCUUGAAAACUUGACCUCUCUGGAUGUCAGUUAUAAUCCUGACUUGAGUUCCUUUCCAGAUGAAAUGGGAAAGUUGUCCAAAAUCUGGGAUCUUCCUUUAGAUGGGCUAAAUCUUAAUUUAGAUUUCAAACAUGUGGGAUACAAAGCCAGAGACAUUAUAAGGUUUCUUCAGCAACGGCUAAAGAAGUCUGUCCCUUAUAACAGAAUGAAACUCAUGAUUGUGGGAAACACUGGCAGUGGUAAAACUACACUGUUGCAGCAAUUAAUGAAAUGCAAGCGCUCAGAUAUGGGAGCUCAGAAAGCUACAGUAGGUAUAGAUGUAAAGGACUGGACGGUUCAAGUGAAAGGCAAAGUGAAGAAAGAGCUGAUAUUAAAUGUCUGGGAUUUUGCAGGACAAGAAGAGUUUUACAGUACUCAUCCCCACUUUAUGACCCAGAGAGCCUUGUAUCUUGCUGUUUAUGAUCUCAGCAAAGGGCAAGCAGAAGUGGAUGCUAUGAAACCGUGGCUGUUUAAUAUAAAGGCUCGUGCUUCAUCAUCUCCCGUGAUUCUUGUUGGUACUCAUUUAGAUGUCUCUGAUGAGCGGCAAUGUAAGACCUGCUUGAAUAAAAUUACAAGAGAACUGUUGAAUCAAAGAGGCUUCCCACUUAUCCAGGAUUAUCAUUUUGUGAAUGCUAAAGAAGAAUCUGAUUCCAUUAUAAAGCUCCGGAAAACCAUAAUAAGGGAGAGUCUGAACUUCAAGAUCAGAGACCAGCCAGUAGUAGGACAGUUAAUCCCAGACAGUUAUCUGGAGCUGGAGAAGAGAAUUUUAUUUGAACGUAAAAACGUCCAAAGCGAAUUUCCUGUGAUUGAUCAGAAGCGAUUAUUAGAACUGGUGCAAGAAAGCCAGUUACAGCUGGAUGAAAAUGAACUUCCUCAUGCAAUUCACUUUCUGAACGAAUCAGGUGUACUGCUACAUUUUCAAGACCCAGCACUCCAGCUAAGAGAUUUGUAUUUUGUGGACCCAAAGUGGCUCUGUAAAAUAAUGGCACAGAUUUUGACAAUGAAGGUGGAAGGCAUUUCUAAAUACCCUAAGGGAAUUAUAAAACGUUCAGAAGUGGAAACAUUUCUUUUGAAGAAGAGCAGAUUUCCUAAGAUAUAUAUGUCACAAUACUUUAAGCUUCUAGAAAAGUUCCAAAUUGCAUUGCCAUUAGGAGAAGAUCAACUACUUAUUCCAAGCAGUUUGUCUGAUCACAGACCUGUUAUAGAGCUUCCCCACUGUGAAAACUCAGAAAUCAUCAUUAGACUGUAUGAGAUGCCAUAUUUUCCUAUGGGAUUCUGGUCAAGGUUGAUCAACAGGUUGCUCGAAGUAUCUCCUUACAUGCUGUCAGGAAGAGAACGAGCUCUUCGUCCUAAUAGAAUGUAUUGGAGACAAGGCAUCUAUCUGAAUUGGUCUCCUGAAGCUUACUGUCUGGUGGAAUCAGCAGUGUUUGACAACAAUCCAGCCAGCUUUUUGAAAAUUACAGCUCCUUCUUGCAGAAAAGGUUGUAUCCUUUUAGGGCAAGUUGUGGAUCACAUAGAUUCUCUUAUGGAAGAGUGGUUUCCUGGCUUGCUGGACAUAGAUAUAUGUGGUGAAGGGGAAACACUGUUGAAGAAAUGGGCUUUGUACAGCUUUGAGGAUGGUGAAGAGCACCAAAAAAUACUACUCGAUGAUUUACUUAACAAAGCUGAAGAAGGUGACCUCUUAGUAAGUCCAGAUCAGCCAAAAUAUACCAUUCCAAUAGCUCAGAUUGCUCCUGACCUGAUAUUGGCUGAUUUGCCUCGGAAUAUCAUGUUGAACAAUGAUGAAUUGGAAUUUGACCAAGCUCCUGAAUUUCUUUUGGGUGACGGUGGGUUUGGAUCUGUGUACCGUGCAUCUUACGGUGGAGAAGAAGUAGCCGUAAAGAUUUUUAAUAAGCAUACUUCACUCCGGCUCUUAAGACAAGAGCUGGCUGUGCUUUGUCACCUCCAUCACCCAAGCUUGGUGUCUUUGCUGGCUGCAGCAAUCCGUCCCAGGAUGUUGGUAAUGGAAUUAGCCCUAAAGGGUUCUCUAGAUCGUUUGCUUCAGCAAGAUAAUGCAACCUUAACCAGAACACUUCAGCACAGGAUAGCUCUACACGUAGCCGAUGGCUUACGGUAUCUGCACUCAGCAAUGAUCAUUUACCGUGAUUUAAAACCUCACAAUGUGCUGCUCUUCACAUUGUACCCCAAUGCAGCAGUUAUUGCCAAGAUUGCUGAUUAUGGCAUUGCUCAGUAUUGUUGCAGAAUGGGAAUAAAAACUUCUGAAGGCACACCAGGAUUCCGAGCACCGGAGGUUGCCAGAGGAAAUGUUAUUUACAAUCAGCAAGCUGAUGUUUAUUCAUUUGGCUUGCUUCUUUAUGACAUUUUAACAGCAGGCGGUAGAAUAAUGGAAGGCAUGAAGUUUCCAAAUGAAUUUGAUGAGUUAGCAAUCCAGGGAAAAUUACCAGAUCCAGUCAAAGAAUAUGGGUGUGCUCCAUGGCCUGAAAUUGAAAAUUUAAUUAAAAAGUGUCUGAAAGAAAAUCCUCAGGAAAGACCAACAUCUGUUCAGAUUUAUGAGAUUUUGAAUUCAGCAGAGCUUAUCUGUUUGAUGAGAUACAUUUCAAUACCCCACGUCUCUACAGCAGAGUGCAUUGUGGCUGCCAAUCAAAGCUGCAAGAAUGCAGGGGUCUGGAUUGGUAGUGGAAACAGAGAAAAUGCACAGCUUUCGAUUAUUAAUUUGAAUACAGAUGGACACAUGCUUGAGAACAUUGCAGACAGUAGAAUAUUAAGUCUGGCCUUGGUGACCCUUCCCACUGAAAAAGAAAACUGGAUUGUAGCAGGGACACAGUCUGGUUCCCUGUGGGCAGUCAGCACAGAAGAUGAGAAAAGCAGACACUGUCUUCAGAAAAUGUCAGAUUCUGUUACCUGCCUCUACUGCAACUCUCUUUCCAAGCAAAGCAAACAGAAGAAUUUCUUUCUGGUGGGUACAGCAGAUGGCAAACUAGCAGUUUUUGAAGAUAAAGCAGUAAAGCAUAAGGGUGCUACACCUGUGAAGACAUUGACCAUAGGAAAUGUCAACACACCAUUGAUGUGCCUAAGUGAUUCCACAUGUUCAUCUGAAAAAAAUAUAAUCUGGGGAGGCUGUGGAACAAAAAUAAUAUCAUUAUCUAAUGAUUUAUCUGUUCAAAAGCUUAUUGAUACAAAAACAAGUCAACUAUUCUGUCAUAAAGAUUACAGUGAUGCAAACAUUAUUUCAAUUGCAGUAGACAAGUCCAUCUACUUGGCUAAGAAAAACAGCCAUUUUGUGGAAGUUUGGGAUAAGAAAACAGAGAAACUUUGUGAACUAAUUGAUUGUGCACAUUUUCUCAAGGAGACAGUGGUGAAACUCGAUAACGAAUCAAAACACAGAGUGGCUUAUUCUGGAAGAGUAAAGACCAUUUGCUUACAAAAAAAUACUGCCCUUUGGAUAGGGACAGGAGGAGGGCAUAUCGUGCUGCUUGAUCUGUCAACGCGGCGUCCCAUCCAAAUAAUACAGAAUUGUUGUGACUCUGUUAGAGUCAUGCUGACAGCCCAGCUAGGGAACCUCAAGAAUGUUGUGCUGGUAUUGGGUUACUGCUAUAAAGGUAAUAAAGAAGUCAACAAAUAUCCAAAAGAAGUGCAGUCAUGCUUAUCUGUGUGGGAUAUUAACUUGCCACAUGAAGUACAAAACUUGAAAAAGCAUAUAGAAAUGAGACAGGAAUUAGCAGAAAAAAUGAGAAGUUUUUCUUUGGAUUAAAGACUCCAAGGCAAGAGACGUCUUAUCUCCAGAUUUUCCAUCAUUUUAACUUUAACACACAAGUGACUUUUUGUGUUUUAUUUUCUUACCUUCAGAGAAUGAUUUUCAUCCCCACCAAAAUCAUGAACUAGUAGAAGAAAGAAGUAAAAUCUCUUCAGAAUCUCAGCAUUAGAUGUGUGUACCUCCUAGGCAAGUAGUGCUGGUUUAAAUUGAGCUCCCCUAGCCUAUUUCUAAUCUAAUCUAAUCUAAUCAGAAGGAUUUCUCUUGGGCUGGGUGCUGUAUAUAAAGAGUAACUCUACUGAGUGGUUCUAAAUAAGAGUAAAAAUGUAAGCCUCAGUCUAUUUAUGGCCACUUGCAUAUAUGAACAUUUUUCAUGGAUCCUGUUUUUUGUGGUACUGUGCUAGAAGGACAAGAUGAACCUGUAAUCUGACCCAGUAUGGCAUGUUUUAUAUUGUCAUGUUUUGUUGUACUCAUAUUUAGUAUUCUUGAUUAAGUGGAGGAAAAUAUUUUAUAUUAUAUAGUAGCAGUACAACCAAUUAGAGGAACAUUCACUUACUGUACAACAGUUUUAAACAGCAGACUGAAUAGGUCAGACCUUUUCUCUUCCUGUAUGUAUCGGCAAUUUGGUAAUUUUCAGUCUGUUCAAAAAAGAUUUUGUGCUGAAGGACCUGAAAUAUUGCCUUGAAAUUCUGAAUGAAAAUGUAUUGAUAGACUUCGACAAGAAUAGUGCCUCCUUGCAGUACUACACAGUAUCUGGUUUCAGGCUGCACAGUCUCAUUCAUAUAAAGUAUGCCAUUGCAGAAAAUAUUCACACACCAGUGAUUAUACAGUUUGCCAACUUAGCUAAGCAGACACAGGGUUAUAAUGCCUGACCUGAAUGUUGCCUCAAGAAAUACACAAAGAAUGGCUGAUGCUUUUAAGGUAACCAUCCAGUCAGAUGCAAGGUAACCAUGGAGUAGUCAUGCAGUAAAACUAUGCAGUUUGCUUGUCUCAAUCUGAAAAAAAUGGAAACUAAAGGAUUGUUACAGUGCCUGCAUAGUUAACCAUUCAGCCGUAUUUUGAGCACCUUAUAUCUAUAUUUUUGUGGUAUGCAAUAGAAGCUGGAGGCAUUUAAAAAUGGGCUCCUUCUUGCCUUGCAUAGCCCCACUGGGCAGCUGUACCCAGGCAUAUUCAAUUAGAAGAUAACAUUUUAUUGUUCUACAUCUAUUAACUUAGUCUUCUGUUAUCCUGCACUAAGUGCCUUAUUUCUGUCAGUCGCACAACAGGCAGAUGCUUUUCUCUCUCCUUGAAACCAAGUGCAUCAUCUCUGUAGCAACCCAAAAUCCCAGGGAGUAACAAACCCAAAGCCAUUCCUGUAUUUGUCUCCUAUGGAGCCAAAUAGAGUGUCGCCACCAAACAAGUUCUCUCCUCCAGCGUUUUUCAUUUUAAAUUAUUCCUAUACUAGGGCAAUAAGGUUCCCUGGACUUUCUCCAAACGUAUCAGUAUUUAACUAUCUGCAAUUUGAUAAGGACAUACUCAGGGUACCUUUCAUAUAUACACCCUGUUUUCAUUGUGAUCUUAUAUUAUGUAUAUUGAGAAUAAUUUGUUAUUUAUAUGAUAUGUUAUAACUCGAAGUGUAUAUUGUUAUAAUGAAAAAUAAAGGUUUUUAAAAUAUCAAGAGAAUAUUUCACAUGUUGAAAUUGUUCAUGAUCAU
Molecule: messenger RNA, 9306 nt
Organism: Gavialis gangeticus (Gharial)
Lineage: Eukaryota; Metazoa; Chordata; Crocodylia; Gavialidae
Gene: LRRK2
Product: leucine rich repeat kinase 2
Exons: 51
Coding region: 42-7613 (2523 amino acids)
Biological process (GO): protein phosphorylation
Molecular function (GO): protein binding; GTP binding; ATP binding
Source: RefSeq, a predicted model, not a curated record